AAGAAAAGAGAGAGGAGGAGAAGAGAAAGCCUGGGACGUGUAGAAAUGGGCAGACGGUGCGUUUAUCGUGCGUUCACCACUGAGGGGUGUCCGAGCUAUCUGGUGCUCAGCAAACGGACUGCGGAGGAGUUUCAUCGGACCUCCCGGCAGAUGUGCGGUCUUCCACUGUAUACGGCAGCAUGAUGCCCCCAUGACCGAAAGUACACUCGCCAGUUCAGCGGUCCUCACACACUCCAGUAUCUACAGUUGGUGAAGAUGUAGUCUUUUUGGCUGCUGUGGAGAUGUCUCUAAACAGGAUCUCCUCUGCCCUGUUCCUGUCCUUAAUGUGGCUGCUAUUCCUCCCAUUCCCCAUUGCCCCGGUGCCAGAUUCCAGCCCAACUCCCACCUCUGCUGCUGCGGCUGCUUCCUCCCAAACAGCCAAUACCACGCUCCUCUUCGACAGCGGCCUUCCAGGCAGCAGCCUGCGAAAUUGCAGUUGCUCUACCCAUGUCCGGGACUGUGACGAAGCUCUAGCAAACCUACUGUGCAACUGUCACACCGUCCCGCGCUCCGCCCUGCCACCUGCUGGACUGAGGGAGUCCGAAAGACUGACUGUCUGGUUCAGGGAUCCCUGGGUCCUCCAGGAGCUGCUCAACAGGAGCACAGUUGGCCAUCUGCACCUGUCUUUUUGUGGAGAAAACCUGUUGGACACUCAGUACCUGGCUCUUUUUGGACUAAGGACACUAAGGAUCUACAGUGCAACUCCAGGAGCCCCACAUGCCAGUCAGGAGAUUACAGUUUCUCCAGUGGCAGGGGGUAUGGCCGAUGAAAUGCCCUUUUCCACAUACCCCCUUGAUCUUGAGCCCCUCUCUCCCUCCUCCAUACCUUCCUCCUCCAUAACUUCCUCCUCCGUUCUGCACGUAACAUUUCUGGAUGUAGCACUGCUGAAUGGACUCUCUGCCCUCAAGGCAUACAGUGUAGUGGGACCGGCGGUGCCCACUCUCCCCCAACAGUUCCCCAAUCUGCCCCUACCCUUUCCACUGCCUCUCUCAGCCCCUCCUGAUGGAACUACGGACACCAGUGACCAGACCCCAGAGCAUCAGCAGAGAUGUGUUCUUACCUUCAUCUACUAACAGAAAUGCCAUUUUUGGGAAUGUUACCAAACAUAGAUGGGCACACGAGAGUUAUUCACUAUGCCGGUGGAAAACUUCUCGACAUAAAGGAACCAUUUCGCUACUGAUGUUUUCUGCAUGGAAUGCAACUUUCAGUUUGAUUCAGUAGUGAAUGUGAUAUUAAUGGAAAUAGGGAGUGUUUGAUAUGCUGGCCCACCUGUGGCUCUGAACACCGUGAUUUAUGGAGACGAUAUCUUUCUCAGACUACCACAUGCCUCCUCCGAUACAUGUGGAGUCACCAGCUGCUUCUUUUCACCUGACAGUGAGGAGUUUCACCAGGGGGACGUAGCACGUGGGAGGAUCACGCUAUUCCCUCCAGUUCCCCCUCCCCCCUGAACAGGCACCCCAACUGACCAGAGGAGGCGAUAGUGCAGUGACCAGGACACAUACCCACGUCCGACUUCCCACCCACAGACAUGGGCAACUGUGUCUGUAGGGACGCCCGACCAAGCCGGAGAUAACACGGGAAUUCAAACCGACAACCCCUGUGUUGGUAGGCAACGGAAUAGACCACCAUGCCACCCGGAUUUCUGUAUACCACAUUGUACCCUUUGAUACCAGUUCUCAAGCGAGAUCUAUUUGUGCAACAGGGUGAAUUAUUUUCUGUGCAAAUCAACCUCGAUGCCAAAAAUUACCUGGAAGUAACGUUCUUCAAUCUCUGUCGUUUCUCAUUUUCCAUCGUUCUGUUAUUUCCAGCAGUAACUCCGACACAAACUCUGCUCACUGGGGCUUUCAGCAGCCAACAGUCUACCAUUUGUCAUUCCUAUCUGGUGAGCUUGAUGAUCACACACCUCUGCAGGCCGCCUCUAAUGGGUUCAGAAAGGACAUUUAGAAGAAUAAAAAAAGCCUUAAGAUUUAAAAUAAUACUCCCAUCACCACAUAGUCCACAGGCUUAAAAUGUCUGGAACAUUUUUCCGUGGAAAAUGAGCUCACUUGAUGUUUUUUGAUCUUGAGACUGCUCUCGGGUGUUUGUGUCCGAAUGUCCCUCUUAACUUUCUCUUUGUUUUGAUAUCCUCAUUACAGCACCUUAAUUACCUGUGUCAGGGAAUGUAAUUAAUCGAAAAGUUUGAUGCCAAUUGCUAUGGAUAUAGACAACCCAAGCUUAUGUGUCUUAAGAUGAUCUGUACAAAUUGUGGUCUGAAUAUUGAUGUCAUGCAACAUGUGUGAUGAGUCAUCAAAAAAAAAAAUAUGUGAUGUUUUUGGAACGGAUUGUGUAUUUCGAAAUGGCUUGGCAGUUUAUGUUUGUAUAUAAUUUGGUUUGUUGGAGCAGAUUGUUCUGAUUAAGUUUUUUUUUUCCGGUUUACCGUAAAAGUGACAGUGUGGAUUAUUUUUUUGGUUCACAGACUUUGUGCUCAUCUAUAUUCUGUGAUAAUAAAGAAAAGCAAUGCCAUCAGUGUGUUGUGUGUGACAUAUUUUGAUGUUGCGUAUAAUGAACACUUCUAAAAUAAAGCACAUUUGGA
Molecule: messenger RNA, 2611 nt
Organism: Lampris incognitus (smalleye Pacific opah)
Lineage: Eukaryota; Metazoa; Chordata; Actinopteri; Lampriformes; Lampridae
Exons: 4
Coding region: 282-1112 (276 amino acids)
Source: RefSeq, a predicted model, not a curated record